Molecule: messenger RNA, 679 nt
Organism: Anopheles marshallii
Lineage: Eukaryota; Metazoa; Arthropoda; Insecta; Diptera; Culicidae
Gene: x16
Product: serine/arginine-rich splicing factor 7
Exons: 2
Coding region: 2-679 (225 amino acids)
Biological process (GO): mRNA splicing, via spliceosome
Cellular component (GO): nuclear speck
Molecular function (GO): RNA binding; zinc ion binding
Source: RefSeq, a predicted model, not a curated record
GAUGUCUCGCUACCCGCACGACGCCAAGGUUUACGUCGGUGAGUUAGGUAACAAUGCCAGCAAACAGGACAUUGAGGAAGCGUUCGGGUAUUACGGUCCGCUGCGCAACGUGUGGGUCGCCCGCAAUCCGCCCGGUUUCGCCUUCGUCGAGUUCGAGGAUGCACGGGACGCCGAGGAUGCAGUGCGCGGCCUGGACGGACGUACCAUUUCCGGCCGCCGGGCCCGGGUAGAGCUGUCGACGGGAAGGGGCGGAAGGGGCGGUGGUCGUGGUGGACCACCGCGCGGCGGUGGCAAAGGUGGCCGGUUCCAGUCGGAUGAUCGAUGCUACGAGUGUGGCGGCCGGGGCCACUUUGCACGCGAUUGCGCACGUUCUGGGCGCAGGGGACGUAAAAGAUCGCGAAGCCCAAGGUCACGAUCGCGUGAGCUUCGUACACGCUCGCGCAGCUACAGCCGUUCCCGUUCCCGGGACCGUCGCUCUCGGUCCAAGGCAACACCGAAGCGCGGCGGUGUGGCUAACAACCGGUCACUGAGCCGCGAUGUUAGCAAAACGCCACGCCGCAAUGUAUCCCGCAGCCCAUCGCGUAGCCGUUCCCGAUCGGCCAAGCGAUCGAUGUCACGCUCACAGUCGCGAUCGGUAUCGAGAUCGCGCUCCCGCCAUCGCAAUGGAGAUCACAACUAA